Betta splendens (Siamese fighting fish) is the source of this 1117-nucleotide messenger RNA. Its product is annotated as CD209 antigen-like protein C. The transcript is spliced from 6 exons. The record is from RefSeq and is a predicted model, not a curated record. NCBI's taxonomy places the organism in Eukaryota, Metazoa, Chordata, Actinopteri, Anabantiformes, Osphronemidae. Bases 1 to 846 code for a protein of 281 amino acids.
AUGGAUGAACAGGAUAUCUAUGCCAAUGUCGAGGGACCAUCAGGAACUCACGUCAAGUGGAGGAGAGUGAAGAGUUCAGAAAAUAUUUAUCAAAAUGAAGACACAUGUUGCUCUGUGGAGACCGACAGAACUGGGCCUGCGCUGUCAGCUCUUCAGGAAAGCAACACAGUAAGAAACUGUUCCUACAGAGCCUCCACAGUUUUUCUGGGUGUGCUGUGUCUCCUCCUGCUGGUUGGACUCAUAACUGUGUUUGUUUUAUACAAUGAGAGAAGCUCAAAGUGUGAAAUGAAGAGGAUCCAGUUAAAGACCAGCUACAAAAACCUGACUAAAGAAAAAGACCAGUUACAGACCAGUUACAACAACCUGACUAAAGAAAAAGACCAGUUUCAUAAACAAAUAGAAGAAAUUACCACAGAACUUCAAAGAAUGCUUGAGGCUCUACAUUCUCAGGAAUGGAAGUAUUUUAGUCAUAGUUUAUAUUACUUUUCAUCAACAAUGAAAUCCUGGCAAGAAAGUAGAAACGACUGCCUGCAGAAAGAGUCGGACCUGGUGAUUAUCAACAGUCCUGAGGAGCAGGAAUUCAUAAGAAGUUGGAAAAAACGAGCCUGGAUCGGACUGACGGACGCUGAGACAGAGGGGACAUGGAAGUGGGUGGACGGGACUCUGCUGGGGAGCCAGAGGUAUUGGGUAAAAUCUGAACCAAACAAUGAAGGAAAUGAAGACUGUGGAGAAAUAAGAAAAUUUGAUUCACAAAACAGCUGGAAUGAUGUAAUGUGUAACCUUAAAAACCACUGGAUCUGUGAAACAAAACUCAGCAGCCAUUUAAAACUCACCGGACAAAAAUAAAGGAUGUUUUGUGUUUUGUGCACAAAUGUGCACUGUAUUAUUUCUUAGAAAGACAUAAUUGGACAUUACUAUACAUUAUAGUCAAUGUUUGAGAGAUGUCAUGAACUCUUUACAGUACAUAUAGUAUUAUUGCAGUAUGGGUGGGAAGUCUAUAAUAAUAAUCUAAUUUGCAUACUGUUGUGUUAAUAAGUUAUUGCUGUUGAGUUUUGCGUCACUUCCUUGUAGUGCAAUGACAAUAAAGUUUAAACUAAUCAAAUAAAAUCUGUCACUA